AUGGCGCACGAGACGACUGUACCGGAGCUGACGGAAUUGGACAGCGACGGAUCGAGUUGCGGCGAACGCGACGCGAGGAAACGUCUCCGUUUCGACACGGACUCGCAAGGGCCGAAAAAGAGACGGAAACAAACGACCCCUGUUAGAUUCUCCUCGACGUUGAUGACCGGUGUACACGAGGAGUCGAACGAGGAGGACGACGAGGACGAGGACAGCGAAGGUAAGCUGUCGUCGCAGUCACCUAUACCGAGUCAAUCGUCGAUAAGGGACGAGAACCUGAAUAACGAAUUCCGUUGCCAGUAUUGUAGUCAGUUUUUCGAUAGCAAGGAAACGUUGAACGUACACCUCGAUAACGAACACGGUACCGCGAAUCAAACGUCGCAACAGUGUCACAAUAGUAGGCCAUCGAGCGCCGCGAUCAAGCAGGAACCGUCACAGCAACUGGACCAAUCCGAGAAUCCCGUGAAUCUGCUUAGCGUAAAGAAUUUCGCGAUCAACUGGUUAGCCACCGGGCAACACGUGCAAUCGCACGCGCAGAUGCAGACGCAGAACGAGGAAUCCUGGCCCGGGCCAGCGUCUAGCCAAAUUCCCACCUUACCCAAUCACCUACAGGUCCUCUCCGGUUUUCCUGGCGCUUUGGCGCAAUAUUUACCCAUGCCAACGUUCCCUCUGACAGAUUCCAGUCCUAUCCCUAGACCGUCUUUAGGACCGACACCGAUGAGAAUCUUCAAUCCUGACGCGUACUGCGACCUGUGCAAUAAAGAGUUCUGCAACAAGUAUUUCCUCAAGACGCACAAAGCGAACAAGCACGGUAUCUACGCGGAUUCACCUGGGCCCAGCUCCAUGGACAACAACAUCCCCGGACCGUUGUACCCAGGGAACUUUCCUGGGAACAUGAUCAAAUUGGAACCACCGGCGACGCCGCCGACGCCGAGCGUCGCCUGCGAUCUCUGUCAGAAGCGUUUCAAGAACGACGAAUCGAUGCGCAAACACAAGCAAAAGAUGCACACGGAGUUGCCGGAUCAGUCGCAGGAGCAAUCACAGAUAGGGCUGUCGCAGAACGAGGAGGACAGGGACACGUCUAGAGACAGUCUCGGAGGAAUGGAGACGCUGUUCAAGCAAGAGUACGGCGUGGAACAGGAGGACGCGUCGUUUGUACCGGCACCGAGACACCUAUCGCCCCAAUCGAUUCAGCAAGCACGAGACUCCGGGUUUAACGUCGAUCGGCUUCGCCGUUUAGGUGUCAUAAAUCCGGACGCGUUCUGCGAGAUAUGCUGUAAAGAGUACUGUAACAAGUACUUCCUGCGAACGCAUAAAAUGAAGAGGCACGGUAUCGUGAUUCAGGACAACGAGAGGUCACCGGGUAAUCCGGGAUCGGUGGCGCCCACUUGGCAUCAAGUGCAGACGAGCCCUUUGAAUUUGAUCGUGACCGAGAACGCCGGUAGCGGGACCGAGUCGAACGAACGUGCCGGAGAGGAUUACGAGUGCAAACCGUGCGGAAUACGAUUUCAAACGAUUGGCCUGUAUCAGGCGCACUGCCGGAAGAUGCACGAAAGCGAGGAACAACAGUCGCCUAAGCAAGAGUGCGAGUUCGAGACGCCCGACCAACCAAACGACUCGAUCUCCGAGGAUCUACAGAAGUUGCAGACGAUGCUGUUACAGUUGAACGGUUUGAAGUCUGGCAAAGGAUUGUCGUGCAACGUGUGCGGAAAAGAGUACGAGAACGGCGCGUCUUUGCAUAUUCAUAUGGCGACGGAGCACACAGCGAUCGGCGAAGAUUCGACGUCCUCGCCGCAUGACAAAUCACCGUUAACUGUUACGACCGCGUUUUGCAGCAUGUGCGGCAAGGAUUACGCGAGUCAGGACGCUCUGAGGAGACACGUCGCCGAGGAACAUCAGCCGACUAUCUCGAGUACCGUUCCUCACACUCCUACCACUGCUGCGACCACCACCAACACGAAUUCAACCAGCCAAACACCGACAGAGAGAAAGGUGACGUCGAUGACGCCUACGUCGAGCUACUGUGAGAUAUGCAACAAGGAAUUGUGCAACAAGUAUUUCAUGAAGACGCACAUGCAGAGGAUGCACGGGAUCGAGAUCGAGAACGGCGCGCAGAUCGGGGGCGUGAUAUGCAACAUCUGCAACAAAGAGUUGUGCAGCAAAUACUUUCUGCGCGUGCACAAGCACAACACGCACGGUAUCGUCGACGAGAAUACUUCGAGUUCGGUGAAGCAGGAGGCACACGAGGCGACGAACACCGACGACGCGGCAUUGAAGCCGGAACAACUCGGCGAUCUCAGUCACAGAUAUUUCACACACUUCACGGAGGUGUGUCCGAUUUGCAGCAGAAGGUUCCGCAGUAUAAAGUGGCUGAAAGCGCAUCUGAUGGGCGACCACGGGAAAAUUGGUAUCGACAAAUGGCGCGAAAUGGAGCAACAGUAUCAGACAACGGCGAAAUCGGGGAACAGAGCGGGGAAUAUGAUGCCGAAGAGUGUUCAACCUGGCUCGAAUUUGAAGAUACCGAACGGAUUCGAAAUUUCGCAACAAUUGAAAUCCGAUUAUCCGGUUUUGGGAAACCAAGUGUUGUCCAAUUUACUAGGGUCGUCGUCGGAAGAUCAACAAAUGAAAAGCUACCGUUGCUCCUACUGCAAUUUCACAACCACGGUGCUGCCGUUCCUCUUUCUUCACGAGAGAUCUCACGUGAACUCCCGCGAGAGCGCAGAGGGGGAGAAAUCGUUUCAAUGUCCAAUCUGUUCGCAAGGCUUUCAUCAACCGGAGAUCCUGCAUCAACAUCUACUCGCGUCCCAUCAGUUUCCCACGUUGCUGUCUCAGUUUCAACCCCCGGUGCUUAAUAAUUUAGGUGUGGACGCGGAGAAAUUGAACGAGGUCAAAGAGAAGCUGGAUCUCGAGGUGAAGGAGGAUCGCAUGGGGGACAGCCCUCAAGUCACUGCCAAUCAAACGAUCCCCGAGCCGAUGAGAAAUCAACGACAAGACGACACAGCGGUCCAAGUUACUCCUCAGGGUGUGUACAAGUGCGCACAGUGCGGUUACGCGACAACCAAUUUGAAUAGGAUUAAGAAACACGUGAGGAAGGAUCACAAAACGAUCGGCGAUCCAACGGACAGCGUGAUCGCUGAACUGAGCAGAACGUUGAAAGACGUUGCCAACAGACACAAAGUGCCAGCUUGUUACGCGAUGCCGCAAGACAUGAAUUCCAAUCCUGACAAGACUAUAAUGCAGCCGUUUUUGAUAGAGGAACAGGAUACGAUGCAGGUAGGCGAGGAAUCCAGUUCAGAGAAACGAUUCGCACCGGCGUUAGUUUAUCUACCGGUGAAAUCGCGAAUCAACAACGCGCUCACCGCGUCCUUCACCCUUAGCCCCGCUUGA
Molecule: messenger RNA, 3387 nt
Organism: Habropoda laboriosa
Lineage: Eukaryota; Metazoa; Arthropoda; Insecta; Hymenoptera; Apidae
Product: zinc finger protein 236
Exons: 1
Coding region: 1-3387 (1128 amino acids)
Source: RefSeq, a predicted model, not a curated record